AGUGCUUUCUUCAGCUUCAUCAUGGCAGUGCUUGGUUCCUAGUAUGAAUAGAGGAAUGGAUAGAUAAUAUAAUAUGGAAAAAAAGAAAAAUGGUUACUACACAUGUAGCUCAAAGUGCAGAACUCUAUGCAGGGCAUGCUUUACCUUUGCUAUUAUUUCACUGUCACCCUUACAUCUCUUUCCAGACCUCUUGCAUAAUGCUAUUAAUAAACACAAGAUUAGGGUUUAGAAUAUCCAUUGGCUGUGCUGAGAUUGUGUCAACAAUGCAAAUGGCAGUAGAGAUCUUUGAGCUAGUCAGUUAUUUACUAAACUUGCACAACUUGUCUUAGUUCACUGCAGUAAGUGAACAUCAAUUGGAUCCAUUUAUUCAUGGCAGUGCGUUUAUAAACGGAAAAUGAUUGUUGUGUUGAAGUAUAAUUUUUUUUUGUUCUUUUAUGUCUUUAAUGUUUAGAACCUUGAAGCCUUAGCAGUUAUAACUAGCAUAACUAUACAAAAACAUUAAACGUCACAUUAAACUCUCAUCCCCACUGUCUCCUCCCCCUCUUGCUCAGUGUUUAUAAAGCUCGUGGUUGCCUGUUGCCUUUGUGUUUGUCUUGGAAUUAAUUUGUCAUCAUGUGGAUGACUUUCAUGAAGUUAGAUCUGGCUUCUGUAUGCCUGGCAGUCUUUCUAGGUUUGAUCUUUAUGGUUCUGUUUGAGAUCUUUAGGAUUAAUUCCUGCAGAGCUCAAACUCCACCUGGUCCCAGACCACUGCCUUUUGUGGGAACCAUACCAUAUUUUUUAAAGAACCCAAUGGAGUUCAUAAGAUCUUUAUGUCAGUAUGGAGAGAUGGCAACUAUCUAUGUCGGAAGAAAGUCAGCAAUAUUCCUCAAUACAAUCGAACUUGCGAAGGAAGCCCUGGUCCAAAAUGCUUCAUCUUUUUCAGGAAGGCCACCUGUACCACUUCUAAUCUGGAUCACUGAAGGAUAUGGUAUUGUAAUGGCCACAUUUGGUCACUCCUGGAGGCAACAGAGACGGUUUGCUCUGCACACGCUAAGGAACUUUGGCCUGGGGAAGAAGUCUGUGGAGGAACGUGUGACAGAGGAAAGCAGCUACCUGGUUCCUGAAAUGCUCAAAUUGGAAGGCAAGCCAUUUGACCCCCAACAUGCAAUACAGAAUGCUGUAUCCAACAUUAUCUGUUCCAUUGUGUUUGGGGAUCGUUUCGACUAUGAUAACAAGUGCUUCGCAUACCUUCUGGAAAUUGUGAAGGAGAACAUUAUUCAGUCAGGGUCACUUACUGGACAGGUGUUUGACUUGCUUCCCAUCAUCAAACAUUUUCCAGGGCCACACCAGAAAAUUUACCAGAACGCAGAGGAGUUGAAAGUUUUCAUCAAGAAAGCAGUCAAAACACACAGAGAAACUCUGGAUCCAGACAGUCCACGGGACUUUAUUGAUGCCUACCUGCUAGAGAUUGAGAAACAAAAGUCCAACGAGGACUCCACAUUUCAUGAUGAUAACAUGGUAAUGUCAGUAUCUGACCUUUUCCUGGCUGGAACCGACACCACAUCGACCACCAUCAGAUGGGGGCUCAUCUACUUGACUCAAAACCCAGAUGUACAAGAGCGAUGUCAUGAGGAGAUUGUUCGGGUGCUUGGUUACGACCGUUUGCCCAGCAUGGAUGACCGUGACAAACUACCGUACACAUAUGCCACUGUUCACGAGAUUCAACGCUGUGCCAACAUCGUACCGUUUGGCGUUUUUCAUGAAACUACUCAGCCCACAAAACUACGAGGAUAUGACAUUCCCAAGGGCACCACGGUGUUUACCAACUUAACAGCAAUUUUAACUGAUAAGGAGCACUGGAAGUACCCAGACACCUUUAACCCAGAUAAUUUUUUAGAUGAUAAUGGACAUUUCUUCAAACCAGAGUCUUUCCUCCCUUUCUCCUUGGGUCCGAGGGUCUGUCUCGGUGAGACCCUAGCUAAGACAGAGCUCUUCCUCUUCGUCACCUCUCUCUUACAGCGGAUUCGUUUCUCUUGGCCACCUGAUACAAAGUGGCCAGACAUGAAUGGGAUUGUCAGUGUGGUCCGCUCUCCUGAGCCAUUCAACAUCAUCUGCCAGAGCAGAGGAUCCACAGAGUGAUCCAUCAGUACACUUUCCAACUUCUACACAAGUUUCACUAGCUGUUUUAACACAACUCAAUGGUAAUAGUUUUUUUUUGCCCAAAGACAUUAUAUUUUAGUUUAAUAGUUAUGGUUUUGAAAAAUGUACACAUGCUUUACUCAUUGUAAAGUAAAAAACUGACAUCACAAUAAAUUACUUCAGUGUUGUAAUACCA
Carassius carassius (crucian carp) is the source of this 2314-nucleotide messenger RNA. Its product is annotated as cytochrome P450 2B4-like. The coding region runs from base 613 to 2118 and encodes 501 amino acids. Gene Ontology annotation, cellular component: intracellular membrane-bounded organelle; cytoplasm. Gene Ontology annotation, biological process: xenobiotic metabolic process. NCBI's taxonomy places the organism in Eukaryota, Metazoa, Chordata, Actinopteri, Cypriniformes, Cyprinidae. The transcript has 9 exons. Gene Ontology annotation, molecular function: iron ion binding; heme binding; oxidoreductase activity, acting on paired donors, with incorporation or reduction of molecular oxygen, reduced flavin or flavoprotein as one donor, and incorporation of one atom of oxygen. The record is from RefSeq and is a predicted model, not a curated record.